Suillus subalutaceus is the source of this 1992-nucleotide messenger RNA. RefSeq lists its product as uncharacterized. The transcript is spliced from 2 exons. The coding region runs from base 1 to 1992 and encodes 663 amino acids. The record is from RefSeq and is a predicted model, not a curated record. Lineage: Eukaryota; Fungi; Basidiomycota; Agaricomycetes; Boletales; Suillaceae.
AUGAUCUCUACUACUACCCUGACCCGUGCCGCCCGUGUUGCCUUCCAAGGCUAUCUUACAGCCGCUUUCUUCAAAAUAAUCGUCGUCGACCGCACUAUCGAGGUCGUGUCCAGAUCAGAGAAGGUCUCCAUUCGCCUUGUCACAUCCACUGUCUGCUCCUCGACAGCCGUUCUUCUCAUAGCCACCACCAAAGCUGCUCAACAAUUCCUCAACGACGAUCUCCAACGCGUCCCCGCUCACAAGGACGUCGACGAUGCCGUUGGGCCCAAUGCAUGUUUUGCUGGCGGUAGAGUUGCGGAUGCUAUCUCAACAACCAAGGCUUUUGGAGCACCAGCUCAGCCAUCCUCGUCGCGUGCAGUGAUUGAAUCAACUGAACCCGCCUUUGACGGUCCCACCGAAGGCUUGUCGACAAUUGAUUCUGAUACGACACUGAUAGCCUGUGAUAAAGACUCGGCUAAGGACAUUUUCUCCGGUGAUUGUGUCUCAGACACCACAGACCUUGACUCGGAGUCGCUUGCUGAUGAAAGCACUUUAUACGAGGACGACUGUCAGGCUACAGCACAGUGCCUUACAGAUGAUGAACCGGAACACAUCUUGCACGCUGAAUAUGACUCUCAGACUAUCAACGAUCCAAUCCAAAGAAUGGCAACUCUUUCUCUCGACCAUGUACCGUCUCAUUUAUCAAGUCUCAACAAUGUAUCUUCUCUCAUUUCAACUAUCUCUCUCGACGAUGUAGCUUCUCAUACUUCGAUUCUCCCUCUCGACAAUGUACCCUCUCACAUUUCAACUAUCUCUCUCGACGAUGUAGCUUCUCACAUUUCAAUUCUCCCUCUCGACGAUGUACCCUCUCAUUUAUCAUCUCUUUCUCUCGACAGUGUACACUCUCACUUAUCAACUCUCCCGCCACAGCACAUUCUAUACGCCCACACUAUCAACACCCUACCUGACCCGUCUCAGCCUUCGGAGCUUCAGUCAACACAUGCCCUAAAUGAUCGCACCAUCACCAACCUACCUGGAACUCCUCCUGAUUCUCAGUCAUCGAAAUGUCAGCCCCGAUCCACCCAAGUACAAGACUGCCCUAUCGACGACCUAAUUCGAAGAAUGUUAGAUCUUUCUCUCGACGAUGCUCCCUCUCAAUUAUUGACACUUGGGCCAUAUCACGCUCUACACGGCAGACCUGUCGACGCGUUACCUAAUAACACAAAAGUUCUUGCUCUCAAUGACAGCCUCGCUAUCAAUACACUACCAGAAAACCCAGACGCUCUUACUCUCGACGACAAUCAUGCUAUCGCUAUUGACGCUCUACUGCAAAAAUCAGCAGCUCUUACUCUCGACAACCACGCUAUCGCUAUCGACGCUCUACUGCCAAUGCAAAAAUUAGCAACUCUUACUCUUGACGACAACUACGAUAUCAACACGCUACCCAAUAACACAGACGCUCUUGCUCUCGACGGCAACCACGCUAUUGACGCUCCACCGCAACAAUCAGAAGCUCUUACUCUCAGCUUUGAUGCCUCUCAGUCAUCAAAGCUUCAGCUACAACACAUGCUACACGACGACACUGACGACACGCUACUCCACAACACGGGUGCUUUUUCUCUCGACGACGGUUCAUCUCAGUCAUCGGAACUUCAGCUGCAGUCCACCCUAGACGAUACUAUCGACGUGCUGCUGCAAAAAAUGGAUGCUCUUUCCCUCGACGAUCAUCCCUCUUGGUCACAGCCGCGGCACAUCCUAUAUGACGACACUCUCGACGAUAGCAGUCCUCGACACUUGCACCACAAGAUUUCCUACACCAUGAUGCCGCCAACACCCUACUCCGAAAUACCAAACCUCUUACUCACGAUAGUUGCUCUUAGUCCUCGGAAUUUCGACUACGACACACCCUACACGACGAUGCUAUCGACACCGUACUUCGAAAUGUGGAACCUAUUAUUCUCAACGGUAGUCCCUUGCAGUCGCCAAAAAUUUAGCCACAACACAUCCUAUUAG